GCAAAUAUUAUAUUGCUUGACGAAUCAAUAAUCGAGAAGUUAUAUAAAUUGCUGAGUAAGAAUUAAUUUUAGAACGAAAAUUAUUAAUUCCGAAUUAAAUAAUGACCACAAUUAACGAAAGAAACCAAAUGGCCUCGGCUACGAUGUCGCCAACUGAUGAUGACGAGCUCACUCUUCCUCGUGCAUCCAUUAACAAAAUAAUUAAGGAAAUCUUACCCCACGUCCGAGUUGCAAACGAAUCCAGAGAGCUCAUUCUGAAUUGUUGUACAGAAUUCAUUCAUUUAUUAUCUUCCGAGGCGAAUGAAAUCUGUAAUCAACAACAGAAGAAAACUAUAAAUGCAGAACACGUUUUGCAAGCACUUGAAAAACUAGGCUUUGGCGACUACAAUGCGGAAGCGGAAGCUGUAUUACGAGAUUGCAAGGCUGUAGCUGCUAAAAGAAGGCGUCAAAGUACUAGAUUGGAGAAUUUGGGAAUUCCAGAAGAGGAAUUGUUAAGACAACAACAAGAGCUAUUCGCUAAAGCAAGAGAGGAACAAGCAGUGGCGGAGCAACAACAAUGGCAACAAUUACAGGCUGUUGCACAAAUGGCAUCCAUGCAACAAGUUGACAGUGAACAGGAAGAUUAUUCAUAAAAUUCAAACACGACAAAAUUUAUAUUUAAGAAUAACUUCAUGCAUACACACGCAUACACAUAAUUUUGUACUUUAGCAGCAAAAUACUUCUAAUAUAUCGAACACAAUAUUAAGAAAAUAGAUACAGAUGAAAAUAAUAGCAAUUAAAAAAUAUUGAAUAAAAAAAAC
Molecule: messenger RNA, 800 nt
Organism: Camponotus floridanus (Florida carpenter ant)
Lineage: Eukaryota; Metazoa; Arthropoda; Insecta; Hymenoptera; Formicidae
Gene: NC2beta
Product: protein Dr1
Exons: 2
Coding region: 102-632 (176 amino acids)
Biological process (GO): positive regulation of transcription by RNA polymerase II; chromatin remodeling; RNA polymerase II preinitiation complex assembly
Cellular component (GO): negative cofactor 2 complex
Molecular function (GO): core promoter sequence-specific DNA binding; general transcription initiation factor activity; TBP-class protein binding
Source: RefSeq, a predicted model, not a curated record